Molecule: messenger RNA, 4565 nt
Organism: Anopheles gambiae (African malaria mosquito)
Lineage: Eukaryota; Metazoa; Arthropoda; Insecta; Diptera; Culicidae
Exons: 3
Coding region: 339-653 (104 amino acids)
Source: RefSeq, a predicted model, not a curated record
CACUGGCAUCAGGACAGGCACCGGUAUCAGGACGGGCUUCGGGAAUAGGGCUGGCAUCGGGAUCAGGCCUGGCAUCGGGAGCAGGACUGGCACCGGUAUCAAGACUGGCACCGAUUUCAGGACGGGCAUCAGGAUCAGGACGGACACCGGUAUCAGGACGCGCUUCGGGAUCAGGCCUGGCAUCGGGAUCAGGACUGGCUUCGGGGGCAGGACUGGCACCGGUAUCAGGACUGGCACAGAUUUCAGGACGGGCAUCGGGAGCAGGACGGGCUUCGGGAUCAGGCCUGGAAUCGGGAGCAGGACUGGCUUCGGGAUCAGGACGUGAACCGCGUAAAUAUAUGCGUGAGGACGUGGAGCUCUGCUUACGGAUGGCUAAUGCGGUAGAACAGAACAUCAUCUACAAUAAAAAAUCUCCGCAUCACAAAAACCGAGACCGUCAAAAUGAUGCAUGGAUGUGUGUCGCAGAAGAGGUCGGGUUGACCAUGGCAGAGGCCAAAAAAAAUGUGGCACAACAUGCUGGCCAUAUAUCGGUCAUACCGAUCCAAAGUGCGCCAGAGCAUGCAGACCAGGUCAGCCUACGCCGAAGUUUAUCGCCCGCGAUGGCCAGCCUGGGAGGCUUUGUCGUUUAUGAACGAUGCGUCGGAGGACGCUGAACAUGCAGACACGGUAAGAAUAAUCUGUUUUUUUGUUUCUGUUAAUCGAUCUACCGCACACUUUGUUAUUAAAUGUAUUAGUUGCACACUUUAAGAUAUGAAAUGUAUUAGCUCUUUCUUUUUUUUUUUGAAAAGUGGUUUUAUUAUGUUACAUUAUCGAUAAUAAUAUAAAAAAAACAUUUAGCCAUUGGCUAAAUAUUGUGAAUUAUAAAUUAUUUUCCUAACUACCACGUAGUGCGCAAAUAAUGCGCAAAACCGCCACAGGCUUGAAAUUCUAUAGUUUCAUAUUUCGAAAUCGAAGGAAAUUAGUCGGUAGCUUGAUACCAUUUUCAUUAAAUAGUAUCUGUUGUAUUGUUUAAAACUUAUUCUCUUUAUUUUAAACGCCACACAUGAAAUUCACUUUUUAACAAUUAAAUAAGCGUAGCACGCACGUCUGUCCCUUAUCGCGGUCCGUAGGAGAGAGCCCCAGUUCGUGUAUCGAUCUCUUGCAUCAUGCAGAAGACCGAUCACCGAUUAUCUCUCCCGAUCGGCACUCAUCCUGUCGGCUUCCAGGGGUAGGCAACCUCUUUUGUCGCACACAACAUCUCCCCAAUUAAUACCGGCGGUAUGGCUCAUUCCACUAUACAUUCUAAGAAUGACCCUAGAGAGAAGUAGAAACCGUACCAUCGUUCUGCUUAAUCAUUUGCUAAUCCUGAACGUAUACGUAUCUAACUGAUGAACAAAGUGACCCAUCGGGUUUACGAUCACUUGCUUACAAUCUUUUUUUUUUUUUCAUUCGCAUACGCCAACGAAUAGCUUAUCAUUUUUUUUGUUUUUAAAAUGGCUCUUUAACAAUCACGUUUUUUCCUAUUCCUAUCGACUCGCGUUAUAGUUUCCUAUUUUUUUAACGACUCGCGUUUCUCUUGUUUUAACUUUGGUUCAUUUACACACAUGCACACAUACACGCUUACAUAUGGACACAACGAGAACAUAUCUCUACUUGAACCUAAAUUAUUUCUGGGUGACCCGCACCAUAAAACAUUUCAAUCUUAAUUAAACACACCUUCACAAAUGUCAUUUAAAAUUCAUCAAUAGGCUUAUCGCAGCUUUUUUCAUAUUCCUCCUCGAAUGGUACCUUCAUCACAGGUUCGCCAUUUCACUUUCUAUAGGGUUUCCCUCCUUUUCCCUUCCUUUUUUUGCCAUUUUUAAUCAUCAUCGUCAUUUUCAUUUGGCCAUUUUGAUUUCUUGUAGCGCUCCGCUGAGCUGCAAUAUCCUUCCUUAUGGCCAUAUCGAUCGCAAUCGUUACAUCGGUAAUGCCUAUACCUGCACUUUCUGGCAAAAUGCUCUUCACCACAAAGCCAACACUUCGGUGCAGCUUUUUCACGAUAAUAUUCCUGUUCUUCCUCACGGCUCUCCCUAUCACUCUUCGGACCGGGUCUCUCAAUCUUUCCUUUCUUCACGACGUUUAUCUGCCUGUGCUCGCCCUCAAUCAUAGCGGUAUCUCGUCGGAGGUCUAUAAGUCGCUUAUUCCUCUGAUAUUUCGUUUAAACAAAUUUCCUCUCGUUCUUCUAGACGCGAAAGCAAUCUAAUACGUAUAUCCGCAUGUGUAUCACUCUUUAAACCGCAUACAAAAAACAAACACUUCAUUUGCUCUUCUGACAAUCCUGCCAUCUCAGCUUCAAUCACCAUUUUGUUCACCCGAUACGCAUACGUUACAAAGUCCUCAGACAACGUCUUCUCCAUUUGCAAGCACUUAAAACGCCUGCAUAUGCUGGACUCUUGCAACCCGAACAAACUUUUGAGCUGCUUCACUGUAGUGGCAAAGUUGUAGUCUGCUGGCUUUUUCGGCAAAACGAAGCUCACAUAUCGCUCGUGCUCAGCAUUACCCAACUUCCGCAAUAGCAGUCUUACCCGCGCAUCGUCGCUCAACUUCUCAGCGUCCUUUGUGAAGAAAUCUUCGUAUCGGUCAUACCAGCCCGUGAAGGUCACACGCUCCUCCGGUAUGUACUGAAACUCCUUCACUUGGCCAGCCAAGGCCUCCACUCCUCGAUCAGCGUUAGUGUCCCGCACAUUUACUGCUGCGAAGAUUCUGCUAAGGAGUUGCUCCUGCUGCGCCAAAAAAUCUGCUUGCUGCUGGUGUAUCAUCUCCUGCUGCUGCCGAAAAACCUCUUGCAGCCACCCGUUGAUACCGUCCGUAGCAUGUCCGUUUAGCGAUGAUGCUGCUUCAGCGUCGUUUUGUUCCAUCGUUCACUGCACUAUCGCUGCACUCGUGGUAGAUGUAUUCAAUGGGUUUUUUCACCUCGUCGCCACUGUUGUAUUGUUUAAAACUUAUUCUCUUUAUUUUAAACGCCACACAUGAAAUUCACUUUUUAACAAUUAAAUAAGCGUAGCACGCACGUCUGACCCUUAUCGCGGUCCGUAGGAGAGAGCCCCAGUUCGUGUAUCGAUCUCUUGCAUCAUGCAGAAGACCGAUCACCGAUUAUCUCUCCCGAUCGGCACUCAUCCUGUCGGCUUCCAGGGGUAGGCAACCUCUUUUGUCGCACACAACAGUAUCAAACCGGCAUAGUUUUUGCUGUGGUGCAAUAAUGAGCAAUAAUUUGGUCGUGUGCAACAAUUGGCGAAUGACCCUGCUUAUGGUUUCAAGGUGACCAUACAAAAUAAUAACUACAAUGCAAACAGGGGUGCAAUAAGUUCAUCCAUUGAUUUAAUAACCAUGUGAUACAGGAUAAUAUGUUCACAAAAUUAUUUACCGUUGAAAUUAUCCCUAGAAUUACAUACUUUUAACGUGCUACUGUAUCAACGUGUACCAUUUCUGUUACUUCAAUAACUUUUGCCCUAUGUGUUAUAUUAAAAAAGUUAGCAUUUUGCAUGCGUUGCAAAAUCAACUGAGUUUGUUACAAUUCAUGCGUGGUUAUAUGCAUUGUUGUUGUUCUUAUAUGAUAUAUCUUUGAAAGCUCUAUGUUUUUUCGUGUUAUCUUGUUACAUGAUAUCACUUCUAAAAGUUUUCGGAAGUAGCGUUGUCACAAAUGGUAUAUUUAUAACAUACUAAUACCUUUUUACGUGCAACUUGACUUCUUUGGCCAAGACCAUGGUUUGCUGCAGAAAACCCAAGUGCCACAAAUCCACUAAACGACCACUAAACGGCUUCUAAACGACUCAAGCACUCUAGCUAAACGGAAUAUAGAAAGACUUCGUUUAGCAGACGGCAAACGACUCAUGCAUUCUAAAAAUAGCGAAAAAGCUGGUGGCGCCAUCUGUUGGUGGGAUACCCAACCAGUUGAGCUUCCUCGCUUAGAGGAGAGCUUUCUCAUAUCCUCUGAACUGUUGUAUGGUUUCGCAUUGAAGUUAUGCAUCGCUAGAACUAGAACGGCGAUACGAUUGUUUAAAUACUAAACUCCAACGGAAACCACCAGCACUGAAACAAGCGAGAUUUGAGUUAUGGUCGUUGGUGUUGAUACCCACGUAUCUGACCACACGACCAUUAAUAUAGAUUUUUGCUCGGAUAGUUGGAAGGCUAUAUAGGACAUGAUAAGAUGAAACUUCGAAACACAUUGCAAGAAAAGGAUAGCAAUAUAAUAAUUAGUUUUAAUACGCCAUCUUUUGAUAAAACCAAUGAAGCUGUGGAGCUUUCAUUUUUUUUUCUAUGGAUAUUCAAUUUUCCAGUCGUUUAAGCUGAAUCUGUGGCGCUUGGGAAGCUCGGCAUCAUAUCGAGAUUUGUACCAGCAUUCCAACUCUACAAAUGUUGUUUUUAUUAAAUACUUUAUUUUCACCUCUGAACACUAAGUUUACCAGAGUAAAGCCUCUCAAUAUUAUAUUACCAAUAUAUUUCAUCAAUAUCAAAAUAUUAUUUAUGUUUUUACUAGUUAAGGAAUAUAAUUAUUUGUUUUCAUUGAUCUGUAAAUCAAAUGUUGCCAAUAAACCGUUUAUAAUCGA